GCCUCUGAGAGACUGAGGAGGGAGUCACUCUGAGCACCACUGACAUUCCCAACAGGCAUUGCAGGGGAGAAGCCUUGUGUGUGAUAUACAGCAGAAAGAAAGUGUGCAUGUGUGUGAGUGGGUGGGAGUGUGUAACCACUGGAGGAGCCUGUAACAGUACAACACAAUCCAGCGUCUCGCACUAUCUGAGCACCGGGCUUCAGUACGGCUGCUGGACAGAAAGCUGCCUUCAAGUGUCGAGUAAAAGAAGGGGAGAAAAUAAUUUUCAGUGGCCGGUGCGAUCUGUUCUGUUUCUGCCAGAGGUGAGACAAGAGGAAGAAGGGAAGAAGAAGAAGAAGAAGAAGAAUUAGAAGUAGUAGAUCGAGAAGGGGUCAACAUGUCAAACGCACUGCUGAGGAGAAACUCCAGCAAACAGGGUUUGCAAAACCUGAUGAGGCUGACGGCUCAGAGGAGCAUCGAGGACGCGGAGGAGGUGGAGAGGGAACGUCGUCGUAGAGCUCGAGAGUCUUUCCGACGGGGCAGCAGUGGUUCAACACCCGGAGAGUCCUCUCCAGAGAACGAGACGCAGACAGAGGAGAAGAUGUUCGAUAGCGACUUCAAGCCCAGCAGCUCUCCCUCUCUGGAGGAGGACGAAGGCUUCAGCGACUGGACUCAGCGCAGAGAGCUUCGGAGGCAGCAGCGCCUGCAGGAGCUCGGCCAGGGAGGCCAGGAGGACGAGGAGGAGAACACGAUAAACAAAGCUCCAUCCGUAAAGACCGUCCAGGCCUCGGCCACAUCCUCCAGCCGACUCCAGCAACAGGAGCAGGAAGGGAUGGAAAAGGCCAGGAUGGAGGUGGAGAGGACGAAGGAGCGUGAGGAGGUGGCUGUUCGAGCCGAGAGGGCGAGGAGGGAGAAAGACGGACAGGACGAGGAGAAGAGGAAGAGGGAGGAGGUGAUGACUAGGAGAAGGGAGGAUGUGCAAAGGCCAAAAACAGAAAUGGAGAAAAGAAAAGAAGUUAAAGUCUCCUACACAUCGAAGGUUUUCCUUCAACAGGAGCCGAAACACAAUGGAGACGCAACAAAUGAGGAAGUGGUGUCACACAUCAACAGCAAAACAAAAAGAUCUACUAGGAGAGCUACAGAGCCGGAGGAGGCGGAGGCCAUCCUGGAGACGGAGCAGCGUCUGGAGAAGAUCCGACGGAGCCUCCAGGUAAAGGAGAGCCAGGACCUGGAGCAGCUGAGACACGGACAGGCCGAGGCCGAGCAGGAGCUGGAGGAGCUGAAGAGGAGAAGGGAGGAGAGACGCCGAGUCAGGCAAGAAGAGGAGCACCGGAGGGAGGAGGAGGAGCAGCAAAGGCUGGCUAAAGAGGAGGAGGAGCGUAGACGUAUGAAGGACGACAUCGAGAGGAGGAGGAUGGAGGCAGCAGAGAGGAUGAAGAGCCUGAGCACGUCCAGCGUGGACGGGGAAGAGAUGUUCAGUCCCUUCAGUCCAAAAGCUCCCACACACAAGAUCACAGAGAGAACAGAGUCCCUGAACCGCUCACUGAAGAAAAGUAACAGCUUUAAGAAGACGCAGCCUCUCAUACUGAUGGCCAAGAUCGACGACAAGCUGGAGCAGUACGCCCACGCCGUGGAGAACUCACAAGAGGCGCGAGCAGUGAAGGCAUCUCUGACUGACCUGCCCAGCUCACCUGAGGUCGUCGCCUCCAAGAAGAACCUGUUUGAGGCCGGAGAGGCCUGGAGCCAGAGUCCCACCAAGGGAGCAACUAGCAAGGACACGGAUGGUCUGAAGGUGGGCGUGGCCAACCUGAUCACCCAGUGGGUCAAAGGCCCCUCUGAUGGCAGCAGACAGUCGUCCAGCAGAGCAACAGAUGUGAAGCCUGGAGACGUGAUGCAGAAGAAGAACAUGUGGGAGAUCAUCGGAGAUUCGUCAGAAGGACCGGGUCAAAAAGCCAAUAAGGGAUCACCAGCUGGUAAAAAGUAUAAAUUUAUCGUCACUGGUCACGGCAAAUAUAACAAGAUCCCCAUGGACGACAAGAGUGGAGGAGAAUUUAUGAACAAACAGUCUGAUUUGUGUCAUGGAGAUUACUGAGCAGGUGUCAACUCUUCAGGUGGCCACCACCUCGACUUUAUUUGCUAUGAAAGAUGUCCACCCGAAGCAGCUCCACAACAUUUAUAGUUACAAUAUUCCAUUUAUAUCCAAUAAAACAUCUUCUAUGACUCAGUUGGACAAACUCAACAGCUCAA
Messenger RNA from Hippoglossus stenolepis (Pacific halibut), 2226 nucleotides. RefSeq names its product lymphocyte specific protein 1 a (gene lsp1a). The transcript has 13 exons. Bases 377 to 2071 code for a protein of 564 amino acids. Gene Ontology annotation, molecular function: myosin binding; actin binding; calmodulin binding. Gene Ontology annotation, biological process: muscle contraction. The record is from RefSeq and is a predicted model, not a curated record. NCBI's taxonomy places the organism in Eukaryota, Metazoa, Chordata, Actinopteri, Pleuronectiformes, Pleuronectidae.